UGUAACAGAAUAAUAACAACAACAAAAAAAAAGAAGACUAGAGCAUAAAUUAAGGCCGUAAUGUAAGAUGUCGGAUUGUGACAUCAUCGUCUCAUAGGCUUUGCCUCGAUGAUUUACAUGCAAAUGAGGGAUCCAAACAUACUCGGAAUCGCGUCUCCGGACCGAAAAUGGUGAAACCUAGCUUCGGGAGAAAUGGGUCAUGGUCGGACGAAGACGAUGCUAAAACUCUCGCUCCUGCGUCCAAACACGUCCCUAGAAACUCCGUCGCAACGUCUAAGAAAACAGGAAUUAGGAGAUGUGGGAAGAGCUGCAGACUGAGGUGGGCAGAUAACUGUGCUUCCACUUCUCUUAAGCAUGAAAGCUUCACCCCUGAGGAAGAAGAUCUCAUCAUCAGGAUGCAUGCAGCCAUAGGGAGCAGAUGGCCCCUUAUAGCCCAACAAUUGCAAGGAAAGACAGAGAAUGAUGUCAAGAUGUUUUGGAAAUCAAAGCUAAAGAAAAAGCUGACUGAAAUGGGCAUAGAUCCUGUCACUCACCGGCCAUUCUCUCACAUUCUUGCUGAUUACGGCAACAUAAACGGAGAAACCCUAACCCCUAAUCCUUCAGCCCGAAGCGGUUCUCUCAGUCGCAACCUUAGACACCCUCUUUCCUUCUCGAGAUCUGAGAAAGAUUCAGACCCAAAUCAAGUCGGUGAACCGGGCGAUCUCCUAUCUCACUUAGAAGCUAUAAAGUUCAUGACUGUGGCCGCAUCGGCACAAGUGAAGCCAGAGACCUUCUUACCCGAUUUCUACAACGGCCCGCAGGUUCUGCUGUCGUCUUCUGCGUUAUCGGAUUCGUUUUCUUCCUCCUCGUCGACUGCUUCGACGUCUUCCGCUACACCACAAGAGAACACUGACCUGAACUUCAGCUGGUCCGACUUUCUUCUUGAUCAAGAAAUCUUCCCAGAGAAUCAUCAAAAACCCGAGGAACUCGACAAUUCAUUUGCUUAUUUCUCGGAGGCGGUCACUGUCACAACUUCAACUGCGAGUGAGAGCAAUGAAACUAAGCAGAAGAAGGAUGAAAAUCCGAGCAACGGGUUCGUGGAGUCGAUAAUUGCAAAGGAGAAGGAGAUGUAUUUGGGAUUUCCUAGCUAUUACGAGCAGCCCUUGUACGACUGAUCUGUUCGAGUAUAGUUUCUCCUCUUCUCUUCUGCAAAUAAGGAACUCAUAUGAAAGGGAAAUACCAUAAAGGGUUUCAGUAUGAAAUAAAGGAGAAGUGAACACUGCUCCGCCUCCUUGACUCGAUUGAUUGUUGAUUCUUAUUGUGAAAAGAAUGAAUCAAGUCUUGUUUCACUUUGUUACAAGUAUAU
Tarenaya hassleriana is the source of this 1345-nucleotide messenger RNA. RefSeq names its product transcription factor MYB35. The record is from RefSeq and is a predicted model, not a curated record. Bases 168 to 1154 code for a protein of 328 amino acids. The transcript has 4 exons. NCBI's taxonomy places the organism in Eukaryota, Viridiplantae, Streptophyta, Magnoliopsida, Brassicales, Cleomaceae.